AUGUAUACCGCUCAACAUUCCGUUUCUACCCCGAUGAACGGCAUGGGUUCCGAUCUGAUCGAUGGUUCCGGCACCAUCAACCCUGCUGCUUUGAACACGCCUGCUACUGUUUCGCAAUCUGGUCUUUCCGACCCUUCCACAAUCACUACCUCCAAUGUCCACCCUAGCGCAAGCCCAAGAGGCACAAAACGAAGUAGGCCAACAGAACAUUAUGGCGAUCAGCCCGCAGAAGGCGAAGUAGAGGAUGUACCGGAUGAUCAUGGCCGUCGCAAACGAGGCCGGCCCCCCAAGACGCCCAAAGCCUCGUCAUCAACAAACCUCGCUCCCACCCCAGCAGCUCAAAGGCCGAAAUCAUCCCCUUCCCAAACACAGAUUUCUCAACUCCCUCCGCAACCCAUCCCACAGAAUACCGCGACCCCCGCACAGACGUCUCCGCCAGCAAAAACCACUCCCACAAAGUCGCUAGUCAAGGCACUACCUACCGUUAGAGACCACACCACUGACCAACUAGGGGAAGAAGGAGAUGAAUAUAUCCCGAAAGAAUUUGACGAAAAUGGCGAGAAGAAAGUCGACGCGCUGGGAUACCCACAGGACAAACGCAAGUAUAAAUGCAGGACCUUUUGUGUCCCAAACCGCGGCAAAAAACUCUUCAUGCUGGCCACGGAAUGUGCUAGAGUUCUAGGAUAUCGAGACUCUUAUCUCCUCUUUAACAAGAAUAGAUCGCUUUAUAAAAUCAUUGCGAGCCAAGCAGAGAAGGAUUCCUUGAUCCAGCAGGACAUUUUGCCGUACUCCUAUCGCUCUCGACAGAUCGCGAUUGUGACGGCGAGAUCCAUGUUUCGGCAAUUUGGCAGCAGGGUAAUUCUCGAGGGACGCCGCGUUCGCGAUGAUUACUGGGAGAGCAAGGCGCGAAAGCAAGGCUUUACUGAAGAUGAUAUGGCGGGUGAGAAAAGACCAGGAGCUGCCAAGGCCAGGGAUGCCGCUGCUGCUGAAGCCGCGAAUGCAGGAUUGAUACCAAAUCUGGGUCAAAGCGAUAUCAUAUAUAGCAACGGCCCACGUAUCGACGGCAUCCCGCCCGAUAUGCCUCCCCAUCCAGCGAGUCUAACUCCUCUUCCCAUGAUCCACUUGGCGCCAGCGGAUGACCCUAGGCUGAGAGAGUUCAACUCCAUACCGCGACGUAGACAGGAACCCACAGGGCAACCAUUCCAUGAUCGUACCCAACCUAGCAGUGGUGCAGAAAUAAUGAACCAGGCAACUCAUACUGCUGAUUUUAGCAAGAUUUUAAAUCAGCAGCGUGGAUAUCGUGCGAAAGGACUUGAAGAACACUGGAAUAAGAAGCGUGAAACUCCCGUUCCGAGUCAAUCGCCAGUUGUCCAGGUCGAGCAGACCCUGGGUGUGCCUCAGUCCCUCCAAUCACCACAAAUGACAUCUGGUAUCAUCAAUGCGAACCAGCACCCAAACGUUCUACCUCACACACAAAUGAUGACUCCUCAACAAUCCUAUUCUCAGCCUUCCCAUCAACAGACCUCCAUAUCCCAAUCUCCGCUGCGAGGAAUGCCCCAGGGAAUGCGCCCUGAUCAGCUUCAGCAUCGCUCAUCUAGCAUCUCUCUUGCUUCUCCAAGCCCAAGUCAAUCUUCACCAUAUCCUUACUCUCAAAAUCCACAGCUCUGGGGCCAGCCACCUCCCCAGCCACAGCCAUCUCCUCUGUCUACUUCCCACUCGAUUGGAAUGUCACAAUACGUUCCACAGAUGCACCCGCAACAACAACAACAAUCCCCUUCCCCACAUCUUCAAAACACACAACCACUACACCCUUCUCAGUCUCCACGCCAUCAACACCGUGUUCCACCAUCACAGCUUCACGCACAAUCCCCAUCCCACCAGCAGCAGCAGCAGCAGCAGCAGCAACAGCAACAGAAUUUUGCCGCGAUGGGUUAUCCGGGUGUUUCAGCAGCUGCGUAUUCCAACAUGGCUGCUGCUCGCGCUAUAUACCCAUCGUCGCAUGGCAUGGCUGGCUCACAGCAAUACAUGUCCGCACCUCAUCAACAACCAUCGGCAAUGAGUAUGGGCAUGGGCACCGGCGCUUCCAUACCAGGAUGGCCCAGCACCACCACCGGAGGAUCGCUGCAACCUGGUGGGCAGCCACAACCGGGUUCAGGGCAGAGCGGCUGGCCAUCAACGUAUUGAGGAAAGCUGUGAUGUGACCAGUGGGGUAGGAAACUUUGAAAAAACAACAAGGAAAACGCUUCUCGUCGCUUGCAUUGUAUUCUUUUUUUCGCUCGUCUUGACUACUCCUCUUCACUCAUGGCCUGCAUUUUGUUUUUUCCUCCCCUUUGCUUCUCUUUUGUCUUUCUCAUUAUUUUCUCCUGUUCAUGGCUUCAUAUUCCCCUUCCGAGAAACCUUUUAUCUUUUGUUUUAAAAAAUUGGCUAUUCUUUAUUUAGCCUGGGCUUUAAAUUGACGUCUAACGCAAUAAUUGUUACCGAGUAUAGAUGAUCAUUAACCUGUUAUUUUUCGCUGCAACUAGCCAUCUUGAUCUAUUCGCCCUCGUAACUGUUUGCCUGCCUACUCUUCUAUAUACCUCUCUAUUCAAUGUUUCCCUUUCUUGUUGUUACUUAAUGCCAUUAUUUAUUCAAUCUAUUGUCUAUUUAUCCUUUUGUGUGAAAAAAUACCUUUCUCUUUGAAUUUCCUCUUCAUACUCACCAGUUCCCCCCGUUUAUUUGUUGAAUCUCUUAAUUUAGAAACACAUUCCUUCCCUC
Molecule: messenger RNA, 2754 nt
Organism: Histoplasma capsulatum G186AR
Lineage: Eukaryota; Fungi; Ascomycota; Eurotiomycetes; Onygenales; Ajellomycetaceae
Product: nuclear localization protein
Exons: 3
Coding region: 1-2184 (727 amino acids)
Source: RefSeq, a predicted model, not a curated record